This is a messenger RNA of Biomphalaria glabrata, 2297 nucleotides long. Its product is annotated as cytochrome P450 3A24-like. The coding region runs from base 382 to 1962 and encodes 526 amino acids. NCBI's taxonomy places the organism in Eukaryota, Metazoa, Mollusca, Gastropoda, Planorbidae. The record is from RefSeq and is a predicted model, not a curated record. Gene Ontology annotation, molecular function: iron ion binding; oxidoreductase activity, acting on paired donors, with incorporation or reduction of molecular oxygen; heme binding. The transcript has 7 exons.
UAAGUGUUAGAGUGUUUCCAGAAGUAAGGGUUAUAGUGUUUAAGUGUUAGAGUGUUUCCAGAAGUAAGGGUUAUAGUGUUUAAGUGUUAGAGUGUUUCCAGAGGUAAGGGUUAUAGUGUUUAAGUGUUAAAGUGUUUCCAGAAGUAAGGGUUAUAGUGUUCAAGUGUUAAAGUCUUUCCAGAAGUAAGGGUUAUAGUGUUUAAGUGUUGAAGUGUUUCCAGAAGUAAGGGUUAUAGUGUUUAAGUGUUAGAGUGUUUCCAGAAGUAAGGGUUAUAGUGUUUAAGUGUUAAAGUGUUUCGAGAAGUAAGGGUUAAAGUGUUCAAGUGUUAAAGUGUUUCCAGAAUAGCUGACUGACCAACACCAAACCUUUGAAGUAAUACCAUGAACAUGGACAGUCUUUAUACUGUGUCGAGUGUGGUCACUAGCUUGUCUUUCUAUUUGGUCUUGGCCACAAUCAGUGCUGCAGUUUAUUUACUAUACACUAAGAUGGUGGACACGGACAACUGGCGCCACUAUGGUGUCAAGCAAGUCAGUAUGAUUAUUACUAAUCAAAGAACGUGUUUUGAACAACUUCUACGACAGCACGGGGACACAGUGGGUCUCAAACAAGCUCGGAUGAUGCUGAUCACCAGGGAUUUGAGAAUCCUGAAAGAGGUGAUGGUGAAAGAUUUUAACAACUUUGUGGACAGACCUGCCAACUUUCAUUCCCACUCUCUGAUCAAGGAAAGUGUUUUCUUUCUCAGGGGUCAAAACUGGCGCAGAAUCCGACAAAUUAUCACCCCUUCAUUCAGUUCUGGUAAAUUAAAAGGCAUCAUGUCAAUAAUUAACGAGAGAGCCAACCGUUUAGCCCAAGUUAUGGAGGAGCAUGCCAUGAAGGGUCAGCUGGUGCCCAUCAAGCACAGCACUGGUCAGUACACCGGUGAGGUCAUCGCCAGGACAGCCUUUGGUUUUAACUCGGACUGCCUGGGAGGAGAGGACGAUGAGUUCCUUUACCACAGCAAGAACAUCUUCAAACUCAAGAAUAAGUUCUCCACCAUCUUGGCUCCCUUUAUCAUGAGAUUCACUUCCUUCCACGGAUUUCUAGUUGAAAAACUAAAGCUGCGUGUGUUUGAUAUGGUCAAUUCUGAUGCUGACCGUUACUUCAAUGACCUACUUCGCAAAACACUUGAGCACAGACAGGAACUAGAGGACCGUGGUCAACGAUUACCUUCAGACUUAUUGCAAAGUUUUAUAAGAGCUAUGAAAGCUGGUGCUGACGAUAACGGAAACGAGGUGAGUUCCGAAGUCAAAGGCCAGUGGAUGGACAGCAAAACUUCGAAAACUAUGACUCAGGAAGAACUCAUCGCCCAGUCCUUGCUGAUCAUCUUCGCGGGGUUCGAAACUACAGCAACGACUUUACAAAUGUGCUGCUACAUGCUGGCCAAACAUCCCUACGUUCAAGAAAAACUGUAUCAAGAAAUUGAAAGUGUUGUGAAUUCUGAAUCUCCAACUUUUGAAGAGCUCACACAACUGACCUAUAUGGAACAGUUUAUCAACGAAACGUUGCGCCUCUAUCCCCCUGCUCCCGUCAUGUCGAGGCUAGCAGCUGAAACCAGAACAUACCAUGGCAUAACUAUUCCUAAAGGCGCCGCAGUCUUCAUCCCCAUAUUCGCUGUUCUCCUUGACCCUAAACAUUUCCCGGACCCAGAAAAAUUUGACCCUGAGAGAUUCAGCGAAGAGAAUAAGACAGCGCGAGAUAUUAUGUCUUUCAUGCCUUUUGGCUACGGGCCUCGUCUGUGCAUCGGGAUGAGACUGGCCUUGCAGGAACUAAAAGCAGCGUUGGUUUACCUGGUUCGAAAAGUUACAUUUGAAUUGAAUGACAGUACGUAUCCCAAGAUCGGGGAGGACGUUGAAAUCAAUUACAAAUUCAAUCUUAUUAACCCUGUCCAACCUAUCACGCUGGCAGUUCGGACCAGGAACUGAAAUUAUCCACGAUGUUAAUUAAAAGUGUAAAGUAUUAAACCUCUGACUCAGACAACAUUUAAAUCUGCUUGAGGUACACCAGAACCGUGUGAGCUUGUGAACUGAUUUGUUCACCAUCACGUGAGAGAGCCUUCGUUAUCUGUUUGCCCUGGACCUUUUCAUUCCUCUGUGUACGAUUUGCAGAGCAGCCAGACAAAUGUUUUCAUGAAUCAUCAUGUGUGAAUCAAACUUGUUUUGAUGUACACACAAAAUAGUGUAAAAAAAACUUUCCUGUAGAUUUUAAAGGAAAUAAUUUUUUAUUUUGAAUUUAAAAUAAAUAAAAAAACUAUCUACAA